Messenger RNA from Habropoda laboriosa, 5784 nucleotides. It is a transcript of the gene Oatp74D, whose product is annotated as solute carrier organic anion transporter family member 4C1. The record is from RefSeq and is a predicted model, not a curated record. Gene Ontology annotation, biological process: transmembrane transport; sodium-independent organic anion transport. Gene Ontology annotation, cellular component: membrane. NCBI's taxonomy places the organism in Eukaryota, Metazoa, Arthropoda, Insecta, Hymenoptera, Apidae. Bases 1279 to 3447 code for a protein of 722 amino acids. Gene Ontology annotation, molecular function: protein binding. The transcript is spliced from 12 exons.
UCGAAGGAAGCAGAGAAGGCUAAUUCGGAGGAAGUCGAAGAGGAUCGUCUAUCGGAAUAUCGGAGUAACUUGGUGAUCCAAAGGCAGGUGAACAUUUUCCUCGAUUACUCGUUCGAUUGUCGACCAUUUUGGAGGGGCACGUUGGUGUCCAUGAGGAGUCAGAAUUAACACAUAACAGAGUAGGCUGACGGAAUAGGAACCUUGAACGAUUCAUAGACAGGUGAACCAAUUCUACCAUCGUUUCUUCGAUUGUCAACCAUUUAGAGUAGCAUGUCGACGUUCUCGAGGAGUCACAUUUAGCAGAGGAGGCCAAACUGAAAUCGAAACUGAAGAGGAUCCUCCGUUGGGGUAACUUGUGAACCAAACACCGAGGUGAACCAAUUUCUCAACUAUUGACUAUUCGGAAGAAUGUAACGACGUGUCCCCUGAGAAGCAAAAUAGGCGAUAGAGCAAAAGUAUAAGCAGAGAAUGGCUGAAUAGAGAACAGCUAUGGAAGGUUGGCCUGUUCAAGGGUGAGAAAGGCUAGAGAAAACAGGCUGGACUCAGAGGCUGGUCCCAGUGGUCGCUCGUUUUCGUGGUUAUCGUCUGACGGUGGUAUCGCGAGUGGUGCAUCCGGAGAUACAUAGAUGCAGCUGGUGACCGAGUGAGAGAAGAGCGGAAAGCGGUCAAGUGACAACAAGCGGCAGGGAGAGCGCGUGGUAUAUAAAAGUGCGAACUGGUGGAGGAGCGACCGAGCGAGUUACCGGGCGGUUCGAGGCUGCCAGUGGCGCGCAGACCAAGAAGAAGAAGACGAAGAGGAAGAAGAAGAGAAGGAAGAGAAGAAGGAGGAGGAGGAGCGGGAGGGCAGACACACCAUAGAGGACAACGCUGUUGCUAUUUUCGAGCCCGCCAAAUAUCUCGGCGCACGGUGCCGCUCGCUGCUGUCUGCUACGCUGGCCCCUGCUAUACGUACGGCUCUUUCUUCGGCCGCGUCCACGUUCCACCAAAGCGCAGCGAUUCUGCGCCGAUGACGCAUGGCCCUGACCAAACAGGGAGAGAGAGAGAGAGAGAGAGAGAGAGAGAGAGAAAGAGAGAGAGAGAGAGAGGGAACGGAAGAGGGAGCGAGAGAACGGCGCGUAUGACAGGUUGACCGUUCGAAUGAAAGUCGUUUGAGAGGUCGAGAGGGCCCUCCUACGAGGAAGAGAGUGAUCCAGGCUAGAGAGUGCAAGGAGAGGAAAGGAGAAAAGGAUAGAGAAGCAAGUAUAAGAGUGUCGAUUGAUCAAAGUAGAGAGGGGUAAAAUGGCGGGCGAGGACACGCAGAUCCUGGCGAACGGAAACGUUGAGGCGUUGACGAUAAUCCCACCUAAAAUGGCGAAUGGAAACGGGUUGAUUUGCGGGAAGCAGCAUAACAACAACGGUUCGAUACCAAACGGGAAGCUUCACGAGAUCUCCGCGACGGAAAACGGGAAAUUAAUCAUGUCUGAUGAGAAAUCGAGUAGCCUUCACACGGAGUUCGACGAUGCCGAUGUAUCUUGCGGCUGGGGACCCUGUAGACCCCAUUGGCUUCAGUAUUUCGCCACGAAGCAGGCCUUCCUGGUCACCUUUUGCAUCACCUGGGUUCUUCAGGGGAUGUACUACACGUACUUCGUCUCGGUGAUCACGACGAUCGAGAAGCUAUUCCAGAUCCAGUCGAAGACCACCGGUAUCAUAAUGUCGGCGACGGAGAUCGGGCAAAUCGGUUCCUCUCUCCUGCUUACGUACUACGGGGGCCAAGGUCACCGGCCUAAGUGGAUCGCUUGGGGCAUGAUCCUGUUCGCGGUGAGCUCGUUCACCUGCUCGAUGCCCCAUUUCAUCUUCGGUGAACAGCUGAUCCAUCAGAACGAGAUGUUCUUCAGCGGUGUCGGCUUCGGGGUCGACGGCGACCCAAACAAUGAACUCUGGAAUUCAUCGACGAUUCCGUUGAAUACGAUGAACUCCUGCGAGGGCAAUUCGUUGAUAGAGCAGAGGAUACAGAGCAAAAUAACGACGGUGGUCCUGGCUAUAUUUUUCGUCUCCUUAUUGGGCGUUGGGAUGGGUCAGACGGCGGUCUACACCCUUGGUAUCCCCUACAUCGAUGACAAUGUGGCCAGCAGAGAAAGCCCUCUCUAUUUUGCGAUUACCAUUGGAGUGAGGAUCCUUGGGCCAGCCCUAGGCUUCAUCCUUGGCUCAUUGUGCACGAUGAUUUACGCGGAUUUGUCGGUGAAUCCGCAAAUCACGCCGACGGACCCGAGAUGGGUCGGAGCUUGGUGGCUUGGUUUGGUGCUAAUAUCCGCCAUGCUGAUGCUGGUCAGCAUAGGGAUGUUCGCGUUCCCGACGCGGCUGCCCGCGAGCAGAACGCCGCCGAAACGGGCGGACUCGAAAAAGCCUAGUCUCCGAGACUUCCCUAAAGCGGUGAAGAGGCUGUUGAAGAACGACAUUCUUAUGUUCCGUACGGCCAGCAGCGUGCUGCACAUCCUACCGAUCGCCGGCCUCUACACCUUCCUGCCAAAGUACCUCGAGAGCCAAUUUCGCUUGCCAGCUCAUCAUGCGAACAUGAUCUCAGGUGUCGGUGGUAUUUUAGUAAUGGGUCUGGGUAUUAUAAUUAGCGGAGUGUUUAUCCUGAGGGCGAAGCCUAACGCCAGGUUCGUCGCGGCCUGGAUCGCCUUCACAGCGAUUGUUUACGCGAUCGGCAUGGGUGUGCUGAUGUUCAUCGGCUGCCCGAUGGACGAUUUCACUGGUCUUGUUUCGCAUUCCAACGGAUUGUCCAGUUUCGAACCGACCUGCGAGGCUACCUGCGACUGCAUUCGGAACAAGUUCAGUCCCAUCUGUGGCGCCGAUGGGAAAACGUAUUUUUCCGCGUGCCACGCGGGCUGCUCCAAUUACACUAUCAACGAUGGCAAGGUAGCUUCGUUUUACAACUGCCAGUGCAUCGGGUCGAACCUAACGACACCGGAAACGACCAGCACAGCGUCGAUCGGUUACUGCGAGCUCGAGUGCAGUAACUUUUGGGUUUAUAUGGUCCUGUUCUCGGUGUUCGUUUUCAUCCACUCGACCAGCGAGGUGGGCUCCAUGCUGUUGAUCCUACGGUGCGUCGAUCCACGGGACAAGGCGAUGGCUUUGGGUCUCAUACAAUUCGCCAUCGGCCUCUUUGGUAACGUUCCGUGUCCAAUCGUUUAUGGUGCUGUGGUGGACUCCGCUUGUCUCGUAUGGGAAUACGCUUGCGGCGAACGUGGUGCCUGCUGGCUUUACGACUCGAAUGUCUUUAGAAUGUUCUAUCAUGGUACGACGGGCGGAAUCCUAAUUCUGGCGUUCGUCGUGGACAUAGUGGUGUGGUACAAGGCGGGGAGCAUCAAUUUCGCGGAGGAGCAGGAAACAGAGGAGGGCACCGUGGAGGAGAUGGCCACCCUGAAGUCGCAGGACGCGCAGGUGGUGGACAACGAUUAUUUGUGAAAGGGUCCCGGCCGACUUCGAUGGUAUCUCAUGAAGCACAGGCCUGAAACCAGCGUCGUGGACCGGGACAAAGCGUGACGGCGAGGCGUUCCUAACUGUUACGACGAGUACUCGGUGCUGUAUACGCCAGUUUCCGUACCAGAGGUUUAUCACACCAACGGCGUCGAUCGUGUGUGUCACGUUCUACGAGCCUCUUAGACGUUCGUUUCCGGUUGCUCCAUCGAUGAUAGAGGGAGGAGAUCCUAGAAGAGGGAGAAAGACGACACACUGGUGCUCGCGUGAAUCGCCUUUUAGAAUUUUCGAAAGGAAAAGGAGAGAGAGAGAGAGAGAGAGAGAGAGAGAGAGAGAGAGAGUCCAGAGGACGAAUGAACUAAAUCGGUCAUCGAAGUGGGAGGGAGGCGGUGCUGGACCACGGAAAUGCCCGUGUUGCUUCCGGGGAGGCUGUGCCGAGGUUUACGAAACGAGUGCAUCGAGAAUAGAAGGCGUUAGAAGUGGAGUUUGAGAACGGAGGAAUAUUUAAUGGGAGAUCAACGAAAAGAAAUGUUUGUUUUUGCUUCUUUUUUUUUUCUUUUCUUCCAUGGGAAAUCAUUAUCGAAGACAUGUAAUCACCACGGACCAUGGAAAUGGGGAGGGGUGGGGGUGGGAGAUUUUGUUCCUGGUUAGGACGUCGACGAACAACGAUUUUGAGAGAGGAAUAACGGGGGUAGGAAGUUCAUCCUAGAGAGAAACUAUAUUACGACGGAGAGGAGUUACUCGAUGGACGUUGCGAAAGGAGCUGGGAAAAAUUGUGAAUUGGUUCCCUCGGCACCCGGGCGAGCUUCUCUUAGGCACUACCGUCCGUGUUUCACUCUGCAAAUACACACCUAGACGUAGGCAAACUGUACGUACAAGCGAUUUACGAUGUAUGCAUGUAUGUCGAUGAUAAUAUUUGUCCGAGGGGAGAGGCGAUAAUGCGCGGUGGUAAUAAUCUCGUUGUUUUUUUGUUUUGCUCGUAAACGAACGAAAGAAGUCUGAAUGGAAUGGGGAGGGGGAUUGGGGGAGGAUUGUGAGAUUGACGACGAUUCGACGAGAGGGUGAAAAAGCGAAAAAAAAAAGAAAAAAAAAUAGGAAAGAGGGAAGAAAUUAACGGCUAGAGCGAAUCUGAGAGCGAAUGGGAAUAAUAACGAAGAUACAUAGGACAUAUUUUUAGACGAUUUGACGAUGAAAACCUGGGGGGAUAGAGAGAAGACAGAGUAACGUUAAUUAUUAAUUAAUUAUUAAAACGUGAGAUACACAGAGACAGGGAGAAGAGGGACGACGGAGGAAUAAAGAGAGGUGAGAGAAUUAAGAUGUGAGGAGGAGAGAGAGAGAGAAAAAUGUGGAGAAGAGUUAAUAAGAGCUGUAUUUUAAUAUGAUACACUUUACACACUCGUGAGACACUCGUCGAUGUAUUGCGCGUCUACCGCCUGUGCUUCUAUAGUGCUUUGAACGUUCGCCGUUUUCGAGUCCCGCAAGGCUGGCUGGCCUGGUCGUUUGUUAACCCUUUGCCCGUGUAAUAUUCUUGCCCGACAGACUGCCCCCGUUGAAUCGAGGUACAACUUCACAAGGAAGAAACGAAGAAAGAAUUAAAAUCCGUUAAAUACAGUCUCUAGGUUCCAGUAGCGUGUAGGUACGUUUUAAUUUGACAAAUAUUUUCCGUAGGAAAAGGAGGAACAAUGAAGAAAAUUACCACUGGAAUUUCAUCGUCAAAGGGUUAAAGAAAUGAUCAGAAUGAUUGGAUAGUUCUAUGUCUCGUACAAAGGCAAAAGAAAGAGAGAGAGAGAGAGAGAGAGAGAGAAUGCAGAGGGUUGUUUCAGAGGGAGAAAGUAAGAGAGAGAAAGGAAUUAAAUAGCGCGCAUUUAGGGUACGCAUUAGUCGCUAUCAAGUUCGCGAAUUAUUCGAUUCAGGGGCAUUGCUAAUAUACUACAGUUUUGCGUUUGUUUCGAAGAGUAUUUGGCUGAAAUCACUCAGAGAUGGAAUUAAGACGAAGAAUUAAUCAAUCUUGGAAUGUUAACGAACGAAUAUUACCUUCCAACAUUGAAGGACGGCUGUUUGGUUUUAUCGAUCUCGUCGAAGACGAUUAGAGCGAGGAACGGGAAAUAUAUUUUUGGAGAAUUUUAUGUUUGAACGGUUAUAUAUUUCUCCAUCGACCCCAGAAGCUGGGCAGCUGGUCCAAUCCAUGAGCGUGAAGAGAAAUAUUUAACACCGAUUCUCGAGUGGUGAUUUAGAGAGAGAGAGAGAGAGAGAGAAAAGAAACAUCAAUUUUUAUCGUUUAUUCGAUUAAAUACAAUUCUACGUGUUACUUUGAAAGAAAAGAAA